GCCUGCUGAUGACGUCCAAGUCCACUUGGAUGCAAGGGAAGAAAAGUCUGAAGCCAGAAGUUCCACACUGGAAACGGUCCUUUCGUCGUUGUGCCCGUACCACAAGACUUUGCUGUAUCAGAUUCUGAAGUGCAUGCGUGAAUAUUACAGCACCUCCUCCGCCCACAGAUACAAAAAUGCCCACGGACUCUUUGCACAAACCGACGGUCCGUUGUGCUGCCAUUUGUCAGGCAACCUGCACCGGGACCUGUGCGGUUUCGGUGACUACAAGGUGUCGAACGGGUGCUAUGUACCGACCUGUCGGGUUAACUCCCUCCCUGUAGCCCCGGUCUGCAUCUGCCUGAAGAACUUUCACUGUUUGUCGUGUCAGAGCAUUGCUAUUGGCUGCAUUAACGGCGUAGUUGGCCCCAGCUCCUGUGGUUGCUUCCCUCGUCAUCAUAGGAUUCCGUGUUCUUGCCAGAACUACAUUGAUGGUGCGUAUGUCACUCCUGUUGGAAAUGUAGCAAGUGCCCCAUUUGGUCCUCAGCAUGUCCGUGAUCCGUACCGUUCUUGUACCAAGGGGGGGUGCAGUCCUUCCCCACCCCCACUUUCACCAAUACCAUCUGAUGUCAGUGGGAAAAUAAGUGACAAAACAUUUGUGUGCUCUUUCGCGGAUGGCAAGACUUGCAGUAGCCAACCUCCAUCUCUCUUUCCAUUUGAAGAGGAGGGUGAUGCACUUUCUCACAAAGACUGUUUAAGUAAAGGAAAGGAUGUAAGCGAAGAAGAGACCGGAAGCCAGAAAGACAAUGGCAAAGGCACUGACUGUUGCACAGAGACUUGCAGGUGUCUUGAACAAAGACAGAGUGGAACUAUCAUCCACGAUCUUAUGGAGCGUAUCAACGAGAAGCUGAAGACGAUUGAACCACUGGAGAAACAGCAGAACAUAAUCACCACUGUCAAAAAAAGCUUGGAGUGCAGUGAUGAUGUGCAUGUAGGGAAAAUAACAACUACAGUUUUACAUAAUGACAGUGACCAUGAUUACACCAUAAAGGAGCUUCCUUGCCAACCUAAGGCAAUUGUUGAGAACAAACCUAUGCAGACACCUUUCUGUAGAGGGCAGAUUACCGAAAACCAUAACUUGCUGUGCCUGGAGUUUCCCUCAUCAUCUUGUCAAAGUGAAGAAAGGAAACAAAGUCUUUCUAAUCUUAGUCAAUCACUUGAGAGGAGAAAGGAGACUUUGGAGGAAAGCAGAAAUCCAAAUGUAAGAAUUGAGGAAGACAUACAUUUCUCUGGCUUCCAACCCAUUCCUAAUAGGUCAGAUGUGGAGGGCGUUUCUGAAGAUGUGGAUAUUGAAGUUACUAAAGACAUUUGUGACAAUCAAAUCUCUAAAGGAGUCAACACUGAGCUGCCGCUUUGCACACCUGAAAACACGGGAGAUGCACAGAAAAUAGAAGACAGAACCGCGGAGGACUGUGCAAUAUCUAUGAAUGGUCUGCCUCUUGGAAGUCCUGAACCAAGUACUGAAAAACAAGCUUUCCCUCCUCGCUCAAGCAAUUGUAGUGAUUUAGGCAGAUCCAGAAGAAACAUUGUUCCUCCAGCAAGAUUUUCCUCAUAUGUUACAGAGCCCAGAAAGAUGUACUUUGCUGCCUGUUUUUCAGAAAGCUUUUUCAUUCCAAGAGCAUCCAAAGAUAAGGCUUUAAAGGGCACAGACAGUGAAAAUCCUUCCCCAGAAAUGGAAAGGGAUGAAUCCUCCACAGAACCAGUCAUUAGGGAACCCUCCGAUACUGCAUCUAAUAUCAAAAAGCUGGAUGAAGACGAGCAAGACCUUGACAAACCAAACGAGAUUAAACUAGUGACGACUACAUCGCGAACAAGAAACCAGUCCAUUUUAGCGGGGGAAAAGACUGUUGUAGAGAGUGGAACUAAAUGGGUUUCUCCAAGAAGAGCAAAGCGACAUGAGGUUUCCAGAUCACACGCAAGGUCAAAGUCUUCUGACACUCACAGCGAUGAUCCUGACUCCCGCAUGCAAAGCAACGAUUCACCAGAAGAUACUCACACUAUCGAAAAUCCAUCCGUCUCCAGCGAAUGCCAUUCGGUUCCCCAGUACACAAGUCCCAUUCGCCUGAUGUUCGUUUGUCCCGUGGCUUGUGAGAACGGAAUCCGGUACACGCUCAAGUCUGCGUUUCCCGGUUCCACCAGUGACGGCGAGACGUUUGAUCCCUGCGAGGAGUCGUCGUGGGGAGGAACGGUAAAUACCCCCGUCAAAGAGACGGCACCCCGGGAAUCCUGUGUUACUCGGGAUGAGAACGGCUUGCACAAGAGGCCGGUGGCUACUGAUGACGCAUCAAGAGCUGAUCCUUUAAAGGAUAGCCAAGAAAAUGAGAAAGAGGUCUGUCCCAUAGUUCCUGAAGUUGCUUCAUCUCCUCUGAAAAGAAAGCCUGGCCGUCCCAAGAAACUCGGUCCGCAAAUUGAAAAGCGGGCAAAGAGGCCAAUAGGUAGGCCGCCAAAACUCAAAGAUACGAAUUCCACGUGCAGUGAUGAUAAGGGAAACACUAAGAGCAUAAACAAUGACCCUGCGGCCAUUUUGUGUGAAGACAAAGAUGCAAGGACAAACAAAAACCUAAAAAUCACUGUAGUUUAUGGAAGAUCAAGGAGAAUAAAGAGACUUGUGUCAGAAGAUGAUGGAAGUUUAAGAAAAGACCAAACUGAACACCAAGAUGAUGGCAGACAGAAAUGUGACCUAAAUGGUAAUGUACUGGCAUUAAGCGCAAAUGACUCCUCUGAAAAAUUACCAGAAGAACAAGCCAAGAAUUUCAAUUUUGUUGGUCCUAUGAAUGACAGAAAAUGUUUGCCACCUCCAAGCACUGAGCUCAAAUGUCAGAAACAAAAGCGUUGCGUUGCAAUGAGAAAGCCAGGGAGACCUCCAAAGGUUAAGAUUUCAGGCAUCUCUGUGACUGUUACCACAGUGUCCCCAAAGCAACGAAAGAUUCGUAUCAACGGCGAGAUCACAGAAUCGGACAGGGAACAGUCUCAACUGGAAAGCACUGUUAUCUUGGAUGAUAAACCCUCCAAAGAGCAGACGACAAUCAGUUCUGAUGCCACUCAUGAAGAAACGACACAGAACACGGAGGAUGGAAGAAUGAGCAAAAAGACACCCGUAGUACCCCUAAGACAUUCGGCUAGAGAAAGGAAACCUUCGAUUCAUUUACUGCACUCGGUUGCUACAUCCAGGACAUUUAGUCACAGCAAUGCGCUGUUGCGUCGUUCUAGAAAGCUACUGUUAAACAAAGCGAGCAGCGAGCCAAACCAGAUAAAGAGUCUGGAGAAGUCAACUGGAGAAGCCCCAGUAAUUCCAGAAAGGGCUUCGAGAAAUCGACGAGGGCAAGACUUGAGCUUUUUGUCGGGAAUCUCGGCGGAUUCGAUUUUUGCAUCAAACGAGGCUCUAAAGUGGUGGCCUACCUCAGCUUCAUAUGAAACACUGAAUGAGGAGUUGACCAGGAGAAUUCAACUCAUGUCAGACACUUGGAUUACGGAUGCUGUGGUAUCGAGCAAGUCAUGCCCCACAGAAAGGGAGACUGAUCUCAGAGAAAGAACAUGCUCCGCAGCGAAUGACCUUCCAAAGAACUCCGUUUCUGCUGUCAAAAUGCUGUUUCAGAAGCACUGUAAUAUGGAGGAUCUGUGUGCUUGGUUCAUGCAGACCACAGAGACCCAGUCACUGGCAAUAGUAAGAAAGGCGAGCGCCCGGAAUCCGUAUGAAAUCAUCCAGUUUAAUCCCAACAGAGUUUCGAAAAGGGGCAAUGUUUGCCCAAGUCCUCAGGCAGAGCGUUUGAGGAAGCAUGUUAAAAAAUUUGCAAAAAUUGUCCCAAAGAGUCCAGUGAUGCACCUUCAAGCACAGGAGAGGAUUAGCAGGAGUGGGAGACUGCACGUCAAGAGAAGGCUCUUUCCCAAGAGAUCAAGUGCCAUUGCUGGGGUUGUUUAUAAAUGGUGCUUGUGGUCCAGAGGCAAACCCUUCAGUAAAUAUCAAAGCACCCUGCUGAGAGUAAAAUCAAAGUUCAUGACCAGAAAGAGAUUGGCAAAGGCCACUGAAAGGAGGUCUGACAGAGCUUCCUCUGGUGCCCUCCGUAAAAAUGCAGUGACUCCUGCAAAAGUGUCCCUGCUCCAAGUAUGCCGGGCGUCAUCUGUGGACACGGGGUGUCGUUCUCCGAGUUCAUCCAUCCUCGGAGAAAGAGAAUCCGCGGCCCAGCAGGUGCAAAACUCCAAGGGAACAACUCGAUGCGGAUCGCAGGAAUGGAGCCCAGGAACAAUGAGGGAAUGUAGGGUAUUCCUCAAAAAGAUUAACUCCCCAGAAACGAAACCCACAGUUGAAGAAUGUAACUCGUGCACAGUUCAGCUCCGUGACAUUUCGUCUUCUGACUGCGGUUUGCCUGCGAGCACGGACCGCGGCGAAGGGAAACCCGAGCCCGUUAAACCCGAGAAUGUGAGAAACGAGAGAGUGAGGCGAACUACCCGGAAGGUGUCUUCACAGUACCCCGAGGAACUGUGGGUUCAGACCACGGAAAGGAAAGGAAAACGGAAAAGCAGUGACUCAAGUCAGGCACAACCUGCAAAAAAAGGCAAGACAAUCUGAGUGGGAAAGACCUACUGGAAGGAAAUUGUGUGAUGCAGUGCCAGGAAGCAUCAAAAAAAUGGUAUUGCCUCUCAGUGAGGUAUGUUCUGCAAGAUGAUUCAAGUUUUGAUACGACGUGCCUUCAAAUUGUCAGCUAGCUGAAAAAACUGACAGUAGUAUCUCAGUAAGCGUCAUGUAGCAUAAAUCUAAUGGUAACGUACGGUUGCACUAUUUUGUAACGUUUUUGUUUUUCAUAAUUUUAUGUCUGUAAAAACAAAAUAUAUAUAUAUAUAGUUAUUGUUAAACGUUACUUAUCCGUUAAGAUACCACAAAGCAGCAACAUUUUGAGGUAUUCUUCAAAAGUAUUCCCCUACAUUUUGUAUUUAAGGAAUGACCAUGUUUCAUGAAGGAAAAAUGUGCGGUGUAUCAUUUGGCAUACUUUAGGCAUACAUCCAGGUUCUUAAAAACCUACUUGCUCUAAAUCAUAGCAUCAUGAGGGAUGUGCCACCUAGCAUACAUGAGGCUGAACCAACCACAAGGUGAAUCAUUCUGGACUUCCAAAUGUACCGGUAUGUUCUGCACUCGGUCUGACCAAAAUACAGUCCGAGGCCAAUCGUUUAUGAGUACAUGCAUUGCAUGAAAUGGCUAAAUUAAUCAAAGGUAUGCUGCAAGUUCUUGUUUCCUUUGUUUUCUGAUAUGAAGCAUUAAUUAUUAUUUGAAUGGUUCUGAAAGCUCCUGUACCCAGCUGACCUUCCUGGAUGUUUUUCACCCCCUUCCAAAGCAUUAGUGUAUUCCGAAAUGUUGAACACGAGUACUUUCUGCACUAUUCAAAUUUAAGAUUAACCGUUAGUUCUCACUACCACCCAUGUAGUGUCCAAUAUGUUAUAGGUGCAAUAUCUUGAGUUUUCUUCUUUUUUUUUUAAGCCAGAUGUAAAUAUCAUUAUUUGUACCAUUUUUAUUAAAGAUUAUAGCAUUUUUAUGAAGCCAAUCACUUUACUAAAUGCUGUUGCUGUGCUGUUUUUCUGUUUUAUGAAUUAUCCUACGGCUGUUUAUUCCACCCAUUCUUUGCUGCAGUAUAAUAACCUACCUCUUAAAACAUCAUCCAAAAACCUUGAAGAAAUUGGAUUCCAAAAUGAACAUUUGGAUGUAGCUUGUCUGUGAUUGGAUGACCAUACUGUAAUUAGAUGGUCCUCUUGAAGCUGUAACUUAAGCAUUUCUCAAUGAAUCAGACAAAAAAAAAAAGCUACAUCAAGAACUGCAGAUCUGGGGUUCAGUAUCAAAUUGUCUUGAUCUUAUCAGUCAUUAAGAAUCUUUUCACUUCUAUCAGUGUAGAUUUCAAUGGAUAAAAAAAGUAAACGACAACUCCUUUUGUCUCUACGAUUUUGUGAAAUGCAUGUUGUUUGUACAGAGCUGACGCAUUGCUUUGAGAUUUUCUUUAUCGCAAUAUUUUUUUUAAAUUGUUGCUCAAUGUUCACAGCUCCUCGUGUUUUUUAAAACCCCCACUUAGAACGCCACUAUUUAGGUUUACCUUUUCAUCUUUCACACUGCACACUCAAGACCCAAGAAUCGAUCUGAAUUUUAUCAGUCCGAUCUCUGCCCUUGGUUUAAUUACUGUACAUAUAUGUGGAAGCCAAAAGUCAGAACCCUGCCUUUAAAAAAAAAAAAAAUACAUUUUAAUGCACCAUGUUAACUGACCACACCCAGGGAUGGUGUUUAGAAUACACAUACCCAAGACACACCAUGCAAUUGGCCCUGGCAAGGAAUUGACCUAAAAGUGUGUAGCUAGUGUACUAUAGAGGACACUGUUUCAUCAACCUGCAAUACGCUCUUAGAAUUUGACAAAGGUAUUGCAUCUUUCACAGCCAACUGACCUUUUGUCUAAAUGUUGUGUAUCUGUAUAUGGUAAUCAUCCAAAGCAUUCAUGUAUUUGCACGGUUAAGAUGAUAAAUCCAGCAUAUUCUGAUUUACAAUAGUUGUCUGCUUCUUACCAUCUAUGCCAAGUGGAAGAAACCUCAGCCCUGGAGUGCCACAAAAUAUGUUCCAUGGAAGGUCUUCAUGGCAACCAAAUUUUUACCACACUGAUGCAGGCGCUUAUGUGCUGGAGACAGCCUUAGGCAUAUUAUCAUGUAUAUGAAUUUAGGGCCUAGAGAGAAAUAGGCGAUCACACACACGUUUGUUUAGGAGGGAACAGGAAUCGUAAAGCCAGUACUGGCUAGCAAACGGUUAUUGUGUAUGCUCUGGUCAGUUAUCUGAUCCAUCUUGUCGGCCAUUGUAUGAACCCCAGAAAAAAAAAAAAGCAUUAACUUCCACCCAUUUCUGACGGAUACCGAUUUGUGUGGCUGACCCCUUACGGUGCACAUUUCACACUGGCCUCGAGACUGCUGAUGUGGGACUGGUCAAGACUUUGAAAUGGAAAAAAAAAAAACGUUCCGUCCCCACUUGGAAAUACCUCUUGGCUUUUACCAUGACCAGGUUCUCUCACCUCUGGUCUGUUCUGAAAAUCAAACGCGACACGAUCUUCAGAGGGGAGGUUUUACAGAGAAGCCACAGUCUUCAGAUUGUGCAUGUUUACAUUUGGAUGCAGCCCAUUUGAGCCACUGUACAUAUUUCACUUUGCUUGAGGUUUGACGGACGGCUGCAACACUAAUGCAAUCACGACGGUGCAAUCGCUUCGGGGAAAUCAGACGCUCACCUUCCAGCAUUAUUCAAGAUACGUAGGGAUUCACGUUUCUAGUCCUGUGCUUAUUUCCUUCCUGCCUUGUUUUCCCCCCCCACACGACUUGGCGAAGGGUGUUGUUUGAGACUCACUGUCACUGGAUGCCUGGAGUUUAAAUGGUGCUACAUGUGGUGUUUAUUUUAUACUUGUCUUUUUGCAGAAAAGCUUGUAAUAAAGGUCUAGUGUCACUAGAACAAUAAACGUUUUGCUCAUAAAUUGUGAAAUUUGUUCUUUUUUGGUGUAGUUUUUGUGAAGGUUAUGUAAUGGCGCAAGUGCGAAAACAUUCCCGUUAGAACUGGUCCUUUAUUGAGUCAUACAAGUAAAAGGUUUACAUGCAGUACAAGCAAGCUCGCAUGUACACACAUGCACGCAUACACAUAGAAAAAG
Molecule: messenger RNA, 7688 nt
Organism: Anguilla rostrata (American eel)
Lineage: Eukaryota; Metazoa; Chordata; Actinopteri; Anguilliformes; Anguillidae
Exons: 2
Coding region: 134-4606 (1490 amino acids)
Biological process (GO): regulation of transcription by RNA polymerase II
Cellular component (GO): nucleus
Source: RefSeq, a predicted model, not a curated record